UGCUUCUUAUCUGUGCCAUACCAACAUAUGUCGCCAAUAGAUGACCAAAGAGCAUCAUUUAAAUACACAAACUUUUCUUUCUCUUUCGAUGUUGAAUUUUUUCACGGUCAAUGUUAAGAUUCCUUAACAUCCAGCUCAGCUCCAAUGAUCUGACCUGGUUCUUCCUGAACAAGCAGACAUCGUGUCUUCUCUGCAGUGACCUUGGUACAUCACUUCUCAUGGCAGUGUUUCAGACCACUCCGUGGAGGUUGAUUUCUGGGACUUUAGGACUAAUCUGCCUUUUGUUGGUGGCUACUCUGGGAAUUUUGUUGAACAAUAUUUCAUUUACUGAACCUCAUAAUGAGUCAACUGUCUCUCCAGGCCCCAACAAAGAACUCCAGGAAGCCUCUGACUGCUGUCAUUGCCCAGAGAAGUGGGUUGGGUACAAAUGCAACUGUUACUUUGUUUCUACUGAAGAGAAAACUUGGGAAGAAAGUAGGAAAUCCUGCAUUUCUCAGAAUUCCAGUUUACUUCCGCUUCAAGACAAAGAUGAACUGGCUUUUAUGCACUCCAAUCAACACUUUUACUGGAUUGGACUCUCUUACGAUGAAAAACAUGCUGCGUGGUUUUGGGAGGAUGGCUCUCGUUUUUUGCAGGCAUUAUUUCCAUCAAUUACACCUUCAGAUCCAAGGAAAUGCAUAAUUUAUUGCGCAGUGAACAGUGGUACUCAUGAAUCUUGUGAAGAGAAAAAUCCUUAUAUCUGUAAAAGACAUCUCAUUUAAGUGUUUCUUGAGGGAGAGUGGGGACUAAGGAUCCAGGAUUACUAAGAAUGGUACUUUUACCUCAUAUUAUUACUAAUUAUCUAUUUCUUAGCUCUGUAAAAUGCUUCAUAUUGUCUUUUUAUACAAUUUUCAUACAUUUGAAGCCAUGUGUUUUAAAAUUGAUGAAAUUUGUGUACCUAUACCUGAAAUUAUAAAGUAUGAAGAAUUUUAUGAGUAUUUUGAUGUAAUGCAUAUGGUUAACAUAAAAUUCAGUGUCGUUUUAUUGCAUUUUCAUGUGAUUUUGCUUACAUUCUUAUAAACUCUCUUGGCAAAAAAUUAAAUAAAAUUUAAAUAAUUUUAAAUUAUUAAAAUAAUAUGUAUCAAAUAAUAAUAUGUAUCAACAUAAUAUGCAGCAACAUCACUUCAGUCCUUAGUGUGGCAUACUAAAUUGGGAAGUUACAAUCUCACCUCACUUUUCUCAAA
Nycticebus coucang (slow loris) is the source of this 1223-nucleotide messenger RNA. Its product is annotated as natural killer cells antigen CD94-like. The record is from RefSeq and is a predicted model, not a curated record. Bases 111 to 761 code for a protein of 216 amino acids. The transcript is spliced from 6 exons. Gene Ontology annotation, biological process: stimulatory C-type lectin receptor signaling pathway; positive regulation of natural killer cell mediated cytotoxicity. NCBI's taxonomy places the organism in Eukaryota, Metazoa, Chordata, Mammalia, Primates, Lorisidae.